Paramormyrops kingsleyae is the source of this 610-nucleotide messenger RNA. Lineage: Eukaryota; Metazoa; Chordata; Actinopteri; Osteoglossiformes; Mormyridae. The record is from RefSeq and is a predicted model, not a curated record.
GGUAAAGUGUAGCCUGCCGGAACUUUCUUCCAUCUGACCUGGGACUGGUAACAGUUAUCCGGAAUCUCUGACCAUGAGAGAGUCAGUCAGAAGCUCACCUCCGCUUAGCGUUUUGGAGCUUCAGCAGCUUCUGGUUACGGGAAGAAGCAUCCUCAACCACGCGGAUGAAGUUUGGCCCAACCUGUACAUCGGAGAUCAGGACAUACCAGCAUUUCGGAGCAAGCUGGAGAGGCUGCGCAUCUCCCACAUCCUGAACUGUGCGCACAGCGAGCACCACAAUAAUGCGGAUUAUUAUAAGACGAUAGGCAUCACCUACCUCGGCAUCGAAGCACAAGACUCACCCACCUUCGACAUGAGCGUCUACUUCAUCCCUGCGGCCGACUUCAUCCACCAGGCCCUUAGUGGAGGAGGGAGAAUCCUGAUACAUUGUGCAUUGGGAGUUAGUUGCUCGGGCACGCUGGUCCUGGCUUAUCUGAUGAUCCGGGAGCACAUGACUCUGGUGGACGCCAUCAUGACUGUAAAAGACCGGCGCGGCAUCAUCCCCAACCGCGGCUUCCUGCGGCAGCUCACCGUGCUGGACACCAACCUCCGCUACGGCCGUAGAAUCUAA